Messenger RNA from Oncorhynchus masou masou (cherry salmon), 4626 nucleotides. RefSeq names its product inositol-3-phosphate synthase 1-A-like. The record is from RefSeq and is a predicted model, not a curated record. Gene Ontology annotation, molecular function: inositol-3-phosphate synthase activity. Gene Ontology annotation, biological process: inositol biosynthetic process; phospholipid biosynthetic process. The transcript has 11 exons. Lineage: Eukaryota; Metazoa; Chordata; Actinopteri; Salmoniformes; Salmonidae. Bases 274 to 1929 code for a protein of 551 amino acids. Gene Ontology annotation, cellular component: cytoplasm.
AGCUAUCUAUAAAUUAACAGGGCUCUACUGGAUGUCCUCCUGCACUCGCAACGGCAAUUUUGGAACAUCCCAUCUUCAGGUCACUUCGGCUCACUUGACGAAUUGAAGAGGUCGGGCUGCGCUUGAGAACAAGCGAUUAGGUUAUUAGAUGAAAUAUAAAAGAAAAAUCGAAACAAGCAAACAAUCAAAUCAACGAAUAACCGUCCGUAACCUAUUGUUGUUUAGAAGAGAAAAUUAAAUCUCCUGACUCCAACGUAUUCCACGCCUGCAGUCAUGACUGAGAACAUUCGUAUCAACAAUCCCAAUGUGAAGUACACAGAUACACACAUCGAGGCUCAGUACUGCUACCAUACUACUGCUGUAUGCAGGGACGGAGACACACUCACAGUGACCCCGUCCGUUAGUGAGCUUGAGUUCCGUACUGAGCGACAUGUCCCCAGGCUGGGGGUGAUGCUAGUUGGCUGGGGAGGAAACAAUGGGACCACCGUCACCGCUGCUGUACUGGCCAACAGACUGGGACUCACCUGGAGAACCAAAACUGGAGAACAGAAAGCCAACUACUACGGUUCCCUCUUCCAGUCCUCAACUGUGUGUUUAGGUGCGGGGCCAGAUGGAAAGGAAGUUAAUAUUCCGUUCCGUGACCUCCUACCCAUGAUGCACCCUAAUGAUAUCGUCUUUGAUGGCUGGGACAUCUCAUCCAUGGAUCUGGGCAGUGCGAUGGAGAGAGCCAAGGUCCUUGAUUGGUCCCUCCAGGAGAAGCUCCGCCCACACAUGAGCCACCUCCGACCCCGGGCCUCCAUCUAUAUCCCAGAAUUUAUAGCUGCCAACCAGGCGGGCCGAGCAGACAACGUUCUGAAAGGGACCAUGGCUGAACAGGUGGAGCAGAUCAGAGCAGACAUUCAGGACUUCCGGCAUUCAAGCGGCGUGGACAAGGUCAUCGUUUUGUGGACGGCCAACACUGAACGUUUCUGUGACCUCACAGCCGGGGUCAACGACACGGCCAAGAAUCUCCUGGCUGCCAUACAGUCAGGUGGGGAGGUGUCUCCCUCUACUUUGUUUGCUGUAGCCAGUAUCCUGGAGGGCUGUGCCUACAUUAACGGUUCUCCCCAGAACACGUUUGUCCCUGGGGCGAUAGAGCUGGCUGUGGAAAGAAACGUGUUCAUAGCAGGAGACGACUUCAAGUCUGGUCAGACAAAGAUCAAGUCAGUCCUGGUCGACUUCCUCAUCAGUGCUGGGAUCAAGCCCACCUCCAUUGUCAGCUACAAUCACCUUGGCAACAACGAUGGUAUGAACCUCUCAGCACCGCAGCAGUUCCGCUCCAAGGAGAUCUCCAAGAGCAAUGUGGUGGAUGACAUGGUCAACUCCAACCCUAUACUGUACCGCAAAGGGGAGAAACCUGACCACUGUGUGGUGAUUAAGUAUGUACCGUAUGUGGGGGACAGUAAGAGGGCGAUGGAUGAAUACACCUCUGAGAUCAUGAUGGGAGGAACCAACACUAUCGCAAUGCACAACACCUGUGAGGACUCUCUGCUAGCCAGUCCUAUCAUCCUGGACCUGGUCCUCCUCACAGAGUUGUGUCAGCGUGUAUGUGUCCGGCCCCAAGGAUCAGAGACCUUCCAGUCCUUCCACAGUGUCCUGGCUAUCCUCUCCUUCAUGUGUAAAGCUCCCCUCGUCCCCCCUGGGGCCCCGCUGGUCAAUGCCUACUUCAGACAGAGAGCCUGCAUUGAGAACAUCAUGAGAGCGUGCCUUGGUCUCCCCCCUCAGAACCACAUGCACCUGGAGCACAAGCUGCAGAGGGGCUUCCUACCUCGCCACGACAACCGUAUCUACGACAAUGUGGCUACCAAGAGGGUCCUAAGCAACGGUUACCACGCCUCCCAACAGAAUGGUGUCUGCGCACACGUGGUGAAAGAGGCAACGAUUGGAUAAUGGCUGCAGAUUAGGUCUCUGUCAUCACGGGGAAGAUUCUAGAAGUGUCCACAGCCACAGAGAAACAAUUAUAUCCAUAGUUUAGUUUAUUAGGAUCCCCAUUAGCUGUUGCACAUGCAGCAGCUACUCUUCCACGGGUUACACACUAUUACAUAUUUAGAUACUUAUUUACAAUGCAGUUAAAUUAGAUCCAUAGAAAGUUAGCCAAACUCUUUAUACAGCAUACUGUAUGAUGAUCAUGUUUUAUUUGACCUAUUUGUGUAAGAUACAUACAGUAGGAAACAACCUCUAGUUGGUUUUAACCAUUGUCACUUUUGGACAACCAGUUUUAGAUUAACUAACUUCAAAGUAAUGACUCGGGACGUCGGGUUUGAUACGAAAGCUUCUUUUAGUAAGAAUACUGGUUCACGUUACCUUUAACAACAAUUGUUUUGCUACAGAGCAAUGCAGGUAAGAUGCUGUCGGAAACUCAGCUACAAUCACUAAACACCUGCACAUAAUUGGCGCGUUAUCACUCAUUCCUCUCGCAAGGUACUCUGGGACUUGCAGUCAAAAAGCGUAAUUCAACACAACCCAAUACAAUUACAUAUGCAAAUAAAUCUAAAGAAAUAUCUUUAGAUACAGUUCAAAGAAUAAACUUAAACAUUAACUCAAACACAUUAAAGUUACAACAACCAGUUUAAUAUUCUGUGGUUUUAGACUCUUAUUGCUCCUAUACAUACAAACUUAACCAAAUAUGUUCAUGUAUUUGUUCCAAUGAUACAGUGGGGAGAACAAGUAUUUGAUACACUGCCGAUUUUGCAGGUUUUCUUACUUACAAAGCAUGUAGAGGUCUGUAAUUUGUAUCAUAGGUACACUUCAACUGUACACUUCACUUCAUCUAAAACAAAAAUCCAGAAAAUGUAUGAUUUUUAAGUAAAUAAUUAGCAUUUUAUUGCAUGACAUAAGUAUUUGAUACAUCAGAAAAGCAGAACUUAAUAGUUGGUACAGAAACCUUUGUUAGCAAUUACAGAGAUCAUACGUUUCCUGUAGUUCUUGACUAGGUUUGCACACACUGCCGCAGGGAUUUUGGCCCACUCCUCCAUACAGACCUUCUCCAGAUCUUUCAGGUUUCGGGGCUGUUGCUGGGCAAUACGGAUUUUCAGUUCCCUCCAAAGAUUCUCUAUUGGGUUCAGGUCUGGAGACUGGCUAGGCUACUCCAGGACCUUGAGAUGCUUCUUACGGAGCCACUCCUUAGUUGCCCUGGCUGUGUGUUUUGGGUCGUUGUCAUGCUGGAAGACCCAGCCACGACCCAUCUUCAAUGCUCUUACUGAGGGAAGGAGGUUGUUGGCCAUGAUCUCGCGAUGCAUGGCCCCAUCCAUCCUCCCCUCAAUAUAGUGCAGACGUCCAGUCCCCUUUGCAGAAAAGCAUCCCCAAAGAAUGAUAUUUCUACCUCCAUGCUUCACGGUUGGGAUGGUGUUCUUGGGGUUGUACUCAUCCUUCUUCUCUAAUCUCUAUUUUUGUCUCAUCAGACCACAUGACCUUCUCCCAUUUCUCCUCUGGAUCAUCCAGAUGGUCAUUGGCAAACUUCAGAUAGGCCUGGACAUGCGCUGGCUUGAGCAGGGGGACCUUGUGUGCGCUGCAGGAUUUUAAUCCAUGAUGACGUAGUGUGUUACUAAUGGUUCUCUUUGAGACUGUGGUCCCAGCUCUCUUCAGGUCAUUGACCAGGUCCUACCGUGUAGUUCUGGGCUGAUCCCUCACCUUCCUCAUGAUCAUUAAUGCCCUACGAGGUGAGAUCAUGCAUGGAGCCCCAGACCGAGGAUGAUUGACCAUCAUCUUGAACUUCUUCCAUUUUCUAAUAAUUGCGCCAACAGUUGUUGCCUUCUCACCAAGCUGCUUGCCUAUUGUUCUGUAGCCCAUCCCAGCCUUGUGCAGGUCUACAAUUUAACCCUGAUGUCCUUACACAGUUCUCUGGUCUUGGCCAUUGUGGAGAGGUUGGAAUCUGUUUGAUCAAGUGUGUGGACAGGUGUCUUUCGUACAAGUAACGAGUGUAAACAGGUGCAGUUAAUACAGGUAAUGAGUGGAGAACAGGAGGGCUUCUUAAGGAAAAACUAACAGGUCUGUGAGAGCUGGAAUUCUUACUGGUUGGUAGGUGAUCAAAUACUUAUGUCAUGCAAUAAAAUGCAAAUUAAUUACUUAAUCAUACAAUGUGAUUUUCUGGAUGUUUGUUUUAGAUUCCGUCUCUCACAGUUGAAGUGUACCUAUGAUAAAAAAAAUUACAGACCUCUACAUGCUUUGUAAGUAGGAAACACUGCCGAUUUUGCAGGUUAUCAAAUACUUGUUCUCCCCACUGUAUGUUACAUGCAAUGUUACCCUACCAUCCCUACCCUGAUUGGAGUAAACUAACAGACUAACAAUACUGCUACUUGCAAUUAUUUUCGCACACAUCUACGAUGUCCGUAUUUAAACAAUUACACAUAUAUUAAUAAUUUCCCCUUUCUUCAAGUGAUGGAUUGUCACCCACAGUGGCCAAUCCACCAUUCAUUCUGAUCUUAAAUCCAACCCUCCAAUGUCCACAGAUGAACCCGUCUUUCCCAGUAUAAUGCCAUUUUUAUACUUCCUUUUGCAAUACAUCCUUCCAUUUUACUAUGCUGUCUUUUUGAGUGUCCUUGUAACAUUUCUACUGAUAUUGCCCAGAAAAUAAAGAGUAUAAUCAUA